CAACCCUGGAGCUAAACUUGUCCACACAGGCGCGAGCGCGCGCUCACGCUCACUCGCUGACGCGCACGCGCAAUGUUUGAUUACUGUAACGACCCAAUGUGCGCCAAGUGAACGGCGGACAGACACUACGGUGAAGAGGCUCGUCUCGCUAAACAUGAAAGCGCCGGUAAUAAUCUCAUCCUUCUCGGUUUAAGAUGGACCCGUUUCUCAGCCAUUUCACCGGACAGCGUCACAUACUUUAAGCUGAACUGUAGACACACGAUGGAGUUGGUCGAGUUGUCUUACGUCCAACAGAUGUUCAACGACUCGCGUUUUCAGGGGAAUUUAAGUGCACUAGAUGAAGUGGACGAGCCUCUACCUAGAAGCGCAAAGAUCACCAUCGUUGUUGUCUACUUGAUAGUGUGCGUGGUGGGGCUCGUGGGGAACUGUCUGGUCAUGUAUGUAAUUAUCAGGUACACAAAGAUGAAAACGGCCACCAAUAUUUACAUCUUUAACCUGGCUUUGGCUGAUGCACUGGUUCUGGCCACUCUUCCUUUCCAAGGCACUGAUGUCAUCCUAGGUUUCUGGCCCUUCGGUCUGCCCCUGUGCAAGGCUGUGGUAGCCAUUGACUAUUACAACAUGUUCACAAGUGUCUUCACCUUGACCGUAAUGAGUGUGGAUCGCUACAUAGCCGUCUGCCACCCUGUGCGCUCGCUGACAGUUCGGACCCCGCUCCGGGCCAAGCUGAUCAAUGUGGCGGUGUGGGUGCUGGCAUCAGCUGUAGGACUGCCUGCUAUGAUCAUGGGUCAGGUGGAGAAGGAUGAUCACGAUGGUGCCGAGUGCAUGGUGAGCCUGCCUGAACCAAGAAAGCACUGGGAUCGUGUGUUCAUGAUGUGUGUGUUUCUCUUCUCUUUCUUGAUCCCUGUGCUGAUCAUAAGCGUCUGCUACGGCCUGAUGGUGCGUCGUUUGCGCAGUGUCCGUGUACUGUCCGGCUCACGGGAAAAAGACCGCAAUCUGAGGAGAAUCACCUAUAUGGUAUUGUCGGUGGUGGCCGCUUUUGUGUUUUGCUGGAUGCCGGUGCAGGUCUUGGCUUUGAUUCAGGCUCUGGGUCAUGUGGAACUCGGGGCCAGUCAGUCCUCGAUGGCGGCUAUGCAUUUCUGCAUUGCUUUGGGUUACGCAAACAGCUGUUUAAACCCCGUUCUCUAUGCCUUCCUGGAUGAAAACUUCAAGCGCUGUUUCCAUGAGUUUUGUAUCCCGGCCAAUUCCGAUCUCUUUCUAGAAGACCAGCGUAAGAGGUCAUUGAGGCAGGGGAGAGAAUGUGCUGAGCUGGAGGAAAAGGAGGUGGUGAUUUAUCAUUGCGCUGCUCCUGUGUUAGCGGAUUAGAGCUUUUAGAAUUGCCAAUGUUCUUGUAUGGUCACGUCUGGAAUUGUGAGGAAAGUUACCACUAGCAUAGAGUUAAUGCAUGUUGUUCUGGUUAAAAGUAACCAGAUGAUAUCAACCCAGACUUAUUAUGAAAAUGAAGCCCUAUAUACAUUUCUGGAGAGCUCUCCUAUACAUCCCAGGCGGUACUUUUUUAUGUUUUUGUAUUUAUGAAUCCACCAGAGGCUGCUGUGUACGUUUUUUGAGAUCUCAAAUUUC
Molecule: messenger RNA, 1617 nt
Organism: Danio rerio (zebrafish)
Lineage: Eukaryota; Metazoa; Chordata; Actinopteri; Cypriniformes; Danionidae
Source: RefSeq, a predicted model, not a curated record